AUUCAGAGAAAGAGUUCCACGAUGCGGCAAAGCGUAAUGACAUGGCCAGGAUGGAGGAGCUCAUCAGGAGAGGGGUCGACAUCAAAGCCAAAAACAAUACAGACCGGACUGCCCUGCACUGGGCUGCAGGAGCCGGGAACGUGGAUGCUGUGCGACUGCUCCUGGAUCACGAUGUCCCGGUCGAUGACGAAGAUAGUUUUGGAAUGAAUGCACUUCUCCUGUCUGCAUGGUUUGGCCACCUCCGCGUCCUGCAGAUCCUCGUCAAUGCUGGGGCCAAGAUUAACUCUGUCAAUAGGAAUGGCAGGAACCUCCUACACUGUGCAGCUCAGAGGGGACACAUCCGAGUGAUGGAGUUCAUCAUGGAGGACCUGGAGGACAUGUGUGUGGAUAAGACAGACAAAAUGGACAGGACAGCGUUUCACCUGGCUGCAGAGUAUGGGCAGCUGGAGGUGGUGGAGUUCCUAAUUCGACUGGGUUGUUCUCACAGUGCCAAAGACAAGGAAGAAAAUACAGCAUUGCAUUUAGCUGCUAAAAAUGGACAUCUCUCUGUGCUGCAGAAGAUUAUAGAUCUUGGAGUGGACCUUGAUGAAAAGAACUUAGAAGGACUUACAGCUCUGCACCUGGCUGCUGAGGGAGGUCACAGCGACUGUGUGAAGCUGCUCUUGGAAGCAGGUGCCGAUGUCAAUGCCCAAACCCAGAAGAAGAUGAACUGCCUUCAUUAUGCAGCACUGCACGGCUAUGAGGAGAUAGCCAGGAUCCUCAUGGAUGCAGGAAUCCACUCAGACGCUCUUAAUUAUCAAAAUGCAUCAGCAACACACAUUGCGGUACUGCAGAACUUCCCAGCCAUGGUGAAGCUCUUCAUCGACGCGGAGUGUGACCUUGACAUUCCAGAUAAUAGGCAGCAGACCUCACUCCACAUCGCUGCGGAGCAUGGCAGGCAGGACAUUGCUGAAAUGAUUCUCGUUGCAGGAGUUAAUCUGAAGCUAACGGACAAGCAAGGUAAAACAUCUCUGGAUGUUGCUGCCCGAGGCAAUCACAUCAACUUGGCGGACAUGAUUAUCAAAGCUGAUCGGUUUUACAAAUGGGGGAAGGACAAUCUGAACAGCGACUCCGACUCCUGGGUGGCAAAGCACUUGACCUUUAAGCAAGACCACAGGCUGGAAACACAGCACAUUCGCUCAGUAAUGUGGAGAUUAGCUACCAAGUACCUCAAACCUGGUGAAUGGAAGAAGCUGGCACAUUACUGGAAAUUCACUGAUGCCCACAUUAGGGCUAUUGAGCAACAAUGGACAGGUACGAAAAGCUACAGGGAGCACGGCCACAGAAUGUUGCUUAUCUGGCUCCAUGGAGUGAUCACGGCAGGAGAAAAUCCAAUCAAGGGAUUGUACGAAGGCCUUGUAAUUUAGCAGAAAGCAUUCGGAAAAAAGCAAAUGCAGACUCUGCCUCUCCACGGAAGUGCGUAGCGAUGUAACCUGUAGGGCACCAG
Molecule: messenger RNA, 1486 nt
Organism: Charadrius vociferus (killdeer)
Lineage: Eukaryota; Metazoa; Chordata; Aves; Charadriiformes; Charadriidae
Gene: ANKDD1A
Product: ankyrin repeat and death domain containing 1A
Exons: 14
Coding region: 42-1406 (454 amino acids)
Biological process (GO): signal transduction
Molecular function (GO): protein binding
Source: RefSeq, a predicted model, not a curated record